AAUUAAUGUUGCUUGAUGCUUAGUUUUAAUUUUACAUAACGUUGGUUUCAGCUCUAAGUUUCUUUUUAAGAUCAAACUUUCAACAAUUUCUUUCUUUACUUAUCAAAAUGAACCUUAACAUUUAGAUAUUAAGUUGGUUUGUUGGAUCAAAGAUUUCUGUCCUCUCUGUCAUGGCAACUAGACUCAAGUUUGAGAAUUCUUGUGAAAUUGGAGCCUUCUCAAAACUUACCAAUGCCUAUUGUUUGGUUGCCAUUGGAGGUUCUGAAAAUUUCUACAGUGCUUUUGAGGCUGAGUUAUCAGAUGUUAUCCCUGUGGUCAAAACCUCCAUCGGUGGCACUCGUAUUGUUGGCCGUCUUUGCAUUGGAAACAAGAAUGGGCUUCUCUUGCCCCAUACCACCACAGACCAAGAACUUCAACAUUUGAGAAACAGUCUACCUGAUCAAGUUCGCGUUCAGCGCAUAGAAGAAAGAUUAUCUGCUCUAGGAAAUUGUAUAGCAUGUAAUGACCAUGUGGCCCUCACGCACACUGAUCUCGACAAGGAAACUGAGGAGGUGAUUGCAGAUGUUCUUGGAGUUGAAGUUUUCAGGCAGACAGUUGCUGGUAAUAUUCUUGUGGGCAGUUACUGCGCUUUCUCCAACAAAGGGGGUUUGGUCCACCCUCAUACUUCUGUUGAAGACUUGGAUGAACUUUCUACACUUCUUCAAGUUCCUUUGGUUGCUGGGACUGUGAACCGCGGUAGCGAAGUAAUCGCUGCUGGCAUGGUAGUAAAUGAUUGGACAGCAUUUUGUGGUUCAGACACCACAGCAACAGAACUCUCAGUGAUUGAGAGUGUUUUCAAGCUGAGGGAAGCUCAGCCUAGUGCCAUUGUGGAUGAGAUGAGGAAAUCUCUCAUUGAAAGCUACGUCUGAGUUUCACUAAAGUACUCACUUUUCAAUACCAAGUUGUACUGCUUGUUGUAAAGAGCAUCUUACUUUGAUGAUAGUAUCUUUUCUUUUACCGUAAACAGUUGCUGUGAUAGAGUAUGUCUUUUCAAAUAUGAUCACAAUCACAUAAUUCAAUCAAGAUUUGUGGUUUUCACUAUUGUAAGUCAUCUUUCAUUUCAGUUUGUUGUUGUUCACAGAUCAAAUAUGGGUUCUCUUGCUUUGCAUAGACCCCCGCGUUAUAAAUAAAAAAGUUUUAUUUGAAAGCCA
Molecule: messenger RNA, 1190 nt
Organism: Cicer arietinum (chickpea)
Lineage: Eukaryota; Viridiplantae; Streptophyta; Magnoliopsida; Fabales; Fabaceae
Product: eukaryotic translation initiation factor 6-2
Biological process (GO): cytosolic ribosome assembly
Molecular function (GO): ribosome binding
Source: RefSeq, a predicted model, not a curated record